Molecule: messenger RNA, 1615 nt
Organism: Triticum dicoccoides
Lineage: Eukaryota; Viridiplantae; Streptophyta; Magnoliopsida; Poales; Poaceae
Product: auxin-responsive protein SAUR36-like
Exons: 1
Coding region: 992-1402 (136 amino acids)
Biological process (GO): response to auxin
Source: RefSeq, a predicted model, not a curated record
CAUCGUUAUGGAGCCGAGGAACCUUGCCUCCAUCUCCGUGGAGGUGCUUCUGAUCAAGCACAUGUCAUACUCCACUGCUGCAUCGAAGGGAAGUUUGAUCUUGCCGUCACCGCCUGUGAAGCCAAACUCUUCUUGGGACAAGCUGAGGAGCUCGCCAAAGACUGCCGUGACUAGAAACGCAUGAUGUCAGCCGUGUACACGACACAUUGGCCUUUGCCAUCCAUUGCUGAGGCGUGUGCACGAUCAUUCAGUUUCUUUCUCCAGCGCCGCCGCUGACCAGGUGAGCCUCUUCCUCCCGAGGACCACUAUCCUCUGCCACUUCUCGGCCAGCUGAGCAAGUCUCCUUGCACUCACCAUGGUAGCUACUUGUCUUUCUGGAAACUGAAGAGAUUCUGCUGUCAGCUUGAGCUUGGAAUGCUUUGUCCUGUGGAUGGAGCGAUGGUGUUUGGAGACACUUAGCAUGGAUUUAUAUCUCAGGGCUGCAACGGGGAAGAGACAAGGCCAUGAGCAGCCACGAUUGUGCUGGGGCAAGUGUUUGGCGCGUGCUGGAGCUUGGGUUGGACAUUGCCUAUGCUACCAUACUAACCUGUCUAGCAUGAAGACCCAUGUUAAUUGUGAAUCUGCAAUGCCCACUGCAAAAUACAGCUACUUGCAAGUUGCCUGAGUUAGCACAAUGGCUGAGCACUCACUGAUGACCCAAAAUUUGGUCCCAUAGAAAUAUCAUAAAAAUCGUUCAUCACAUUGUCUGUAGCUACUUCCACCAACAUUGCACACAGAGCACUCAUGGCAUUGCCUCCUACCCACCUCUCUUGCUGAUAGCUACACACGACCCACACGCAUAUGCACUGUCCUGAGCCCUCUCUUCUUUCGACUAUAAAACCGUGGCCUGCUCAACACAAACUUCAUCUCAUCUGCAAGCAAGAUCACCACACCUUCAGACUUUCAGAACCAAAGUGAAAUUUAGCUAGCCAGGAGCACACCAGACUCAAACAUGAUCCAUCCAAAGAAGUUUGCUCAGCUGGCCAAAAAGUGGCAGAGGAAGGUCGCAGCCAGGGCCGGUGGCCAGCAAGCUGAUGAGUGCUGCAGCCCAGUCGCUGACAAGGGCCAUUGCGUGGUGUACACCGCCGACGGGGCGCGGUUUGAGGUCCCGCUGGCGUACCUCGGCACGACAGUCUUCACCGAACUCCUGAGGAUCGCUGGGGAGGAGUUUGGCUUCACGAGCAGCCAGGGAGGCAGGAUCACGCUGCCUUGCAAUGCCGCGGUUAUGGACUAUGUCUUGUGCCUGGUUAGGAGAGAUGCCUCCGAGGAGGUCGAGAGAGCGUUCUUGAGCUCCAUUGUUGGCCAUUGCCAUGGCCAAGAUGCAUCGGUGGGACCUACCCAUCAAUUUGCUCUUUGCACGUAGCUUAGCUUUUUUUUUUUUUGGUCAGACCUCAAGAAAUUGUACAGUCCGAUAUAAGAUUGUAGUAUCAUAGGAAAUGGAACAUGGCGAAUAUAUCUUUUUCUCUCAGAGAAAUCUAAUACUUUGCCACUCUAAAUCCAAGCACAUUAUUUGCUGUUGUUUGAACAGAGUACUGGGGAAAUAGAAACAAACCAUAGCUUAGCUACUGAAAAUCUG